Marmota monax (woodchuck) is the source of this 906-nucleotide messenger RNA. RefSeq names its product mitochondrial ornithine transporter 2-like. Gene Ontology annotation, biological process: mitochondrial L-ornithine transmembrane transport. The transcript has a single exon. Lineage: Eukaryota; Metazoa; Chordata; Mammalia; Rodentia; Sciuridae. The record is from RefSeq and is a predicted model, not a curated record. Bases 1 to 906 code for a protein of 301 amino acids. Gene Ontology annotation, molecular function: L-ornithine transmembrane transporter activity.
AUGAAGUCCAGCCCCAGCAUCCAGGCUGCCAUCGACCUCACAGCCGGGGCGGCAGGGGGUACAGCGUGUGUACUGACUGGGCAGCCCUUUGACACAAUGAAAGUGAAGAUGCAGACAUUCCCUGGCCUGUACACGGGCCUCAGAGACUGCUUCCGAAAGACAUACAACCAAGUGGGUAUCCGGGGCUUCUACAGGGGAACCUGCCCAGCACUGAUGGCCCAAGUCUCCCAGAGCUCUGUCCUCUUCAUGUGCUACGGCUUUAGUCAACAGUUUGUUCGAAAAAUGGUUGGCUUGGACAAACAGGCAGAACUGAAUGAUCUGCAGACUGCAACUGCCGGUUCCUUUGCCUCUGCGAUUGCUGCCCUGGUCCUUUGCCCCACUGAGCUUGUGAAGUGCCGGCUGCAGACCAUGUAUGAAAUGGAGUUGUCAGGAAAGAUAGUAAAAAGCCAUAACACAAUUUGGUCUGUCGUGAAGAGUAUCCUUAAGAAGGAUGGUGUCUUAGGUUUAUACCAUGGUCUCUCAAGCACUCUACUUCAGGAAGUAAUAGGCUAUUUCUUCUUCUUCAGUGGGUAUGAACUGAGCAGAUCUUUUUUUGCAUCAGGGAGACCAAAGAAUGAACUAGGCCCUGUCCCUUUGAUGUUAAGUGGUGGAGUUGCUGGAAUCUGCCUCUGGCUUGUUGUAUUCCCAGUGGAUUGUAUUAAAUCCAGAAUUCAGGUUCUUUCCAUGUAUGGAAAACAGGCAGGAUUUAUUGGAACCUUGUUAAAUAUCGUGAGAAACGAGGGAGUACUAGCCUUAUAUUCAGGACUGAAAGCUACCAUGAUUCGAGCAUUCCCUUCCAAUGGUGCACUAUUUUUGGCCUAUGAAUACAGCAGGAAAACCAUGAUGAGCAACUUCGAAGCAUCAUGA